Phlebotomus papatasi is the source of this 2342-nucleotide messenger RNA. RefSeq lists its product as uncharacterized. Lineage: Eukaryota; Metazoa; Arthropoda; Insecta; Diptera; Psychodidae. The coding region runs from base 421 to 1740 and encodes 439 amino acids. The transcript has 4 exons. The record is from RefSeq and is a predicted model, not a curated record.
AUAUUUAGAAAGUUCUUAUCUUAAUAAAAUUUCGCACCAAUGCAAAUAAAGUAGCGGCAACCUAAUGCGAUCACCAUGUUUGAGGUGUCUCUAUCAGUGAAAAUUAUCACAAUUUCCUCAUCUCCAGCCUCUCUCUCUUUUGCUACUAUAACACCCAGACUCCGCAUAUAAAAGGCAACAGAAAUUGAAUUAAAAAAAAAAACAGAUCAUCGACUCUUUUGUGCGACCAACAAUCAUGGACACGAACGACCCACCGUUCGAGGUUAUCAGCUGUAUUCUCAAGAGCCUGCCUUGCAAUUUGACGAGGGAGAAAUUUUUAACACAAUUUGCCUGCAAGCUGACUUGAACAGUGAAUUUUUUUGUCUCUUCAAUGCACUUUUGCCUGGGAUUUUUCUAAUGUGAAAAUUUGUGCUGGUGAAAAUGGUUCUGGAAAUUCCUGAUCGUGCAUCACGAUCAAUGCCCGGUCUCUCAACAAAAUCAGUGAACUCUCCAACAGAAAGCCUUCAAGAUUCCGAAGAUGAUUUUGACAGGAUCUCAAAUACCUCAUUUAACCAGGCUUUAGCUGAGCCAACAUCAGCAAUUCUUGAGGUAUGCAAACGCAAAUUCAUUUCCCCAUAUGUCAACCUACUUGGAGCUGCUGGUCUUCGACCUCGAAAUACCGAUUCCCGGGAUUGCCUAACAUUCUUGGGACAUGUGCAGAGCUGUAUUAUCCUAAUCCUCCUGAUCGCAAGCUACACUCUCCAAUACCUCUGUGGCUUUCGACGCGAUCGUGGUUUCAGUGCCUUUGCCGAAAGCACCUCAAAUUGGAGUCAUGUACGAAAGUUUCAACACUUAACUGAGAUCACCUUCAUCUACGCCAUCCCAAGCUGCCUACACUUGUUUGGCUACCUGGCUGCUUUGACUGUGUUCCGCAUCGUGGCCAAUGAACAACUCCAGAGUCUCAUUGAACGCGUCUUCAUCGUCAACAACCACUUUCCGCGACGCCUGGUGGCUCAGUGCUGGAUGUACAAAUUAUUUGCUCUCAUAUGGCUCCUGGGUACCAUGAGUUUCGUGAUUUUGAUCACAGACAAGCAGACAGCCACCAGUGAGUGGUUUACCAAACUCUCCGGAACCAGCCAGCUAACUCUUACGAGACUUCUCCUGGUAACAAUAUUUGUUCAGGAUUUUAUUCAGAGCAUUGUCUUGUCUUCGUAUGCUGUUCAGUGUUUCCUGUUGAGGCACUUUCUCAGGCGGAUUAAGGAGAAACUCCUGGAGAACACAAUUGAUCCUCUGGAGUGGAUGAGAGAAAUGACAGAGUUUCAGAAGUUACUGGAACAUCUCAAUCAAAGGAUGUCAACUCCAGUGUCUCUCUUUGUCAUCUUGAAUUUUAUAUAUUGUCUCUCGGGGACGUAUCAUAUUGCCAGGCAGGAGGAUUUUAUUGAGAAUCUCGAGGUUAACCUCCUGGAGAUUUGCAAUGCAGGCUUUUGGGUGUUGGGAACCCUUUUGCCACUGCACCAGGCAGCUUCUCUGACAACAAAAUGCAAGGAGAUUCAAUCUUGUGGUCAUGAGAUUCGUAUCCGUCCAUUUUUGCAUCACAACACCUCAACGGAGGAUUUAAAUUCCGUCCUGAUUUAUGCCUCAUCGCUCAGGAUGUCUGCUCAAUUGCUCAAGAUGCCCAUAAAGGGUGGGCAUCUGUUUGGGAUUCUCAUUCUGGGAGCUGUGAUUCUUACAACAUUCGGAAUGUGCCUCCCUGUGGCGUAGAAAAUCCCCUCCACAGCAGUUUUUUGACCUCCCGGAUAGUUCCGGCAUAACCUCAAUCCCACAAUCUCUCCCAAAGUCCCCUACUCUCCGGACCCAGGUUGGUCCUCACCUGAGGGGCUUUGUCUUGGGAUGCCGUCAUUAGAGUAAACACAGUAACUUGGCCACGGUUGCGCCAUUUAAAGUGGAAUUUUAAAUGAGUUUUGCGUGGCUGACAAUUAAUUUCCGACCGCGACCCAGAAACAACCCAAAAAUCUAUUUCAGACCCAUUUACACCCCCAAAAACUCUAUGGACUUAUUAAGGAACACUACAUACCGUGGCUUAGACUGUUCCUCAACACAAAAUCACACUGAAUCAGUCAUUUUUUGCAAUUAUUCCACCAGAUAAUACGUGUAAUAUGUAAAUAACAAACUCACUCACACAACGCACUACCGAUCGCCAUGACAGUUCAACGGUGACUGAGGUAGUAGUGAGAAACACUGCAAGAGUUGCGCAAUUGGAGGGUUUCUAUCUCCAGAUUUAUGAAUAAAUUACAGGGUAAAAAAAUGUGGAAUUAAUGUUUUUCUUGUUGAAAAAAUAAAGAACAAAAAGUUUAAAGAUCCAA